This is a messenger RNA of Clarias gariepinus (North African catfish), 4812 nucleotides long. RefSeq names its product protein tyrosine kinase 7a (gene ptk7a). The record is from RefSeq and is a predicted model, not a curated record. Bases 449 to 3646 code for a protein of 1065 amino acids. Gene Ontology annotation, biological process: protein phosphorylation; homophilic cell-cell adhesion; synapse organization. The transcript has 20 exons. Gene Ontology annotation, molecular function: protein tyrosine kinase activity; ATP binding; axon guidance receptor activity. NCBI's taxonomy places the organism in Eukaryota, Metazoa, Chordata, Actinopteri, Siluriformes, Clariidae. Gene Ontology annotation, cellular component: neuronal cell body; plasma membrane; axon.
GCGACUAAUUCUACUCGAUCACAAAGUGGAGUAGUAUUAUUUCUAUUGUUAUUAUUAAUAGUGAUCAUUUAGUAAUUUAUUUAUUUGGUGACUUGACGUUUGUUUUUUUUAUACGGAACACCAAAAUCUAAUACGCAGACUUCCUGUGAAACCCGGCGCAGCUGGAGGAAGGAGAGCCGGAGCGGUGAAAAGGACCUCCAGGAAAGAAAGUUGCGCGUAAUGAAAGCAGCAUGGAGCGCCUGGCGCAGUCACAUCCCCCCUGCGGAUCUCUAGUCACUCUGGACUAAACCAGUUCUUUCUAACUCGCUUCAAGUCACGCAGUUUGAAGAACAAAAAGAAUAAGAAGAAAAAAACAAGACGACUGGGCGAGUGGAUUAAUUCAUCCGGACUGAUAAGUUGGUGGAAGGUUUGCUGCUGCUGCUGUUGUUGUUCCGAAUCAAGUUGAAACAUGAGUUGGUGGAUGAAGGAGAAAGCUCACUGGCAGUGUGAAAGCCGGACACACACCACUGCUGCUGUGUACACAAUCAUCACUCUGCUCUGGCAAGCGCUUUGUGUGCACUCUGCAUCCUUCCAUUUUACGAAGGAGCCCAAAUCCCAGGAUGCACUGCACGGACGCAGUGCUAUGUUGCGGUGUGAAGUGAACGAUCCCAGCGGCGUGAUCUACAGCUGGCUACAGGACAGCCAGCCCGUCACUGACUCGGAGAGGCGCUUCCAAGAAGGAGGCAACUUAAAGUUCACGGCCAUCGACCGAACUCUGGACUCUGGGAACUUCCAGUGCCUGGCUACCAAAAACGCUACAGGAGAAGAGGAAAAAACAGGCGAAGCCAAUUUCAACAUUAAAUGGUUGGAAAGUGGUGAAGUGAUUCUUCAGAGUCCAGCUUCCGAGGCCGAGAUCAUGAGCUCCUCGUCUGUGAUGUUACGCUGUAACAUUGACGGACACCCACGGCCGACGAAUCGUUGGUACAAAGACGGAGUGCUUUUGGCAGAGAAGAGCCACAAGAUCAACAACAAGGAGCGAACGCUGACUCUCUCAAAUGUCAGUCCUGAUGAUAACGGCGUCUACAAUUGCUGUGCCAAAAACGCUGCUGGCCAAGUGUGCAGCAGCACCAACUUCAACCUUAACAUCAUAGACAAGAGUUACCCUCAACCAGUGGUAAGGCCUGAAGAUCUGGUGGUGCUAAAAAACGAGGAGGCAUAUUUUCACUGUCAGUUCACGGCUGAGCCGGAGCCCUCUGUCGAAUGGUUCCACGAUAAUGAGAAGAUCUCCAACAAGAGUCGUGUGUCUCUGCUCAGCAAUGGCUCACUCUUCAUCAGUCACGUGAAGCAGCGCAAUACUGGACAGUACAAGUGUGUGGCUCAGGGUCUCCGUGGCCCGCCUGUCUCACUGGAAGCCUUUCUGAGAAUAGCAGAAAUCGAUGAAAUGCAGGCUCGACAGUCUCGUGUCUUUACUGACAACUCUCUGGAGCGGGUCUCCUGCCGUCCUCCUCGCGGACAGCCUGAGCCUGAGGUCUGGUGGGAGCGGGCAGGUGAGCGCGUGCCUGCCGAGGGACGCGUUUUCCAGGAUGGUCUGGAUCUUGUGUUCAGCCCGACGCAAGCAGAGGACUCUGGCAUCUACACCUGUUUCGCCCAGAACAAAGCUGGACAGAAGAAACAGGAACUGACCGUCACUGUGGCCACAUCACCUGAAUGGGUGCAAAAACCAGAUGCAGACAGCCAGCUGGAAGAGGGGCAUGCUGGGUACUUACACUGUUACACUCGUGCUACACCUGAUCCUGAGGUCACAUGGUACCGCAGCAUGCAGCCAGUUGCUUCUGAGGAUGCACGGUUUAAGCAGUUCCCCAACGGAACCCUGCGUAUCAACAGUGUGGAAGUGUAUGAUGGCCACGUGUACAGCUGCGAGAGUAAAAACGAAGCCGGGAAACUGAGCGCCAACACCAGAGUCACUGUGCUGGAGCGGCUAAAGUUCACCCCGACUCCACAGACUCUACAGUGCCAGGAGCUGGAUAAGGCGGGAAGCCUUCAAUGUUCUGCCAAGGGCCGUCUGCCUCCCACUAUUCGCUGGAUGAAAGCUGACGGCAGCGAGAUCCCAGCUUGGGUGGAGCAAAACGGAGGCACUCUGCAUUUCUCCACAGUGACACGGGCAGAUGCAGGGAACUACACCUGUGUGGCCUCCAACAGCCUGCAAGGAGAGAUCCGUUCUGUGGUCCAGCUCACUGUGGCAGUGUAUGUGUCUUUCAAGCUGAAGCCAGAGAACACUACUGUAUAUCAGGGUCACACCGCAGUGCUGAACUGCCAAGCUACAGGAGAUCCUUCCCCCAUCAUCCAGUGGAAAAAGAAAGAUAAAUUCUUUGAAUCCAACAAAAGCAGGAUUCAGAUGAUGCCCAAUGGCUCUCUGGUUAUUCAUGACGUCAGUACAGAGGACACAGGCAGCUACACCUGCAUUGCUGGGAACAGCUGCAACAUCGCACACAUAUCUGCAGAGCUUUAUGUCGUGGAGAAACCAGUGCAGCACAUACUGGCAGAUGAUGACAAGACGGCAUACAAGAUGAUCCAGACCAUCGCUCUGUCGGUGGGUGCAGCUGUUGCAUACAUCAUUGUCGUACUCGGCCUCAUGUUCUACUGCAAGCAAAGACGCAAAGCCAAGAGACUGCAGAACGGCGAGGACAAAGAGGAGCCCGAGAUGGAGUGUCUUAACGGGGGCACCACGCAGCAGAACGGACAAACCACAGCUGAGAUUCAGGAGGAAGUGCCGCUGAACCCUUUGUCUUCUACUGGGAACAACAAACGCCACAGCACUCACGACAAGCUGCAGUUCCCUCGUGCCAGCCUGCACGCCAUCACAACUCUGGGUAAAGGAGAGUUCGGCGAAGUGCUCCUGGCCAAGGUAAAGACCGGUGCAGAUGAUGAAGAAAUGGCGGUUCUGGUGAAGAGUCUGCAGACCAGAGAUGAGCAGGUGCAAUCAGAUUUUCGGCGGGAAUGCGAGAUGUUCGCUAAACUCGGCCACCCGAAUAUCACACGCCUGCUGGGCAUGUGCAGAGAAGCGGAGCCGUAUUACAUGAUCCUGGAAUACGCUGAGAUGGGUGACCUGAAACAGUACCUAAAAAUCUCCAAAAGUAAAGAAGAGAAAGUGAAAGUGCUCAGCACCAAACAGAAGGUGUCGGUGUGUCUGCAGGUUGCUCGGGGAAUGGAGCACCUCUCCAAUCAGCGCUUUGUCCACAGGGACCUGGCUGCACGCAACUGCCUUAUUAGUGCUAAGAGGCACAUCAAAGUAUCUGCCCUGGGCCUCAGCAAAGACGUCUACAACAGCGAGUAUUACCAUUUCCGCCAGGUCUGGAUCCCCCUGCGCUGGCUUCCAUCAGAGUCCGUGUUUGAGGACGACUUCUCCACUAAGACGGAUGUUUGGUCUUUUGGUGUGCUCAUGUGGGAGGUUUUCAGCUUCGGAGAGCUGCCCUAUGCUGACCUCGCUGACGACAAGGUCCUGGAAGGUCUUCAGGAAGGAAAGCUGAAGCUCUCCCCUCCACAUGGCUGUCCGUCUCGCAUCUACAAGCUGAUGCUACGCUGCUGGGCCUCAAGUCCCAAGGACAGAGUGUCUUUCAGCGACAUCGUCACGGCCCUCAGCGACCUUCCCUCUGAAAGCAAAGUAUGAGCAAUGGUUCGGCUGCUACGACUAAAGAAUCCACAGUCUUUAGCCGUCAAGAGGCUGCAGUCUCCUCAUCCUGCAAGGAAAAACGGACUGCUUUUGAACAAAUGCUGGAUCUUAUGUGUUUUCUUAGUCUUUUUCUUGUACAUAUAGAUACGCCUCCAGUAAGUUUGUGAGGAAGUUACUUUAUAUGCUGGCAUGAACAAACAAACAAUAAGAAUGAAAGAAAAAGCUGUGUGUUUUGAGCUACAUUAGUGAAAAUAACUGCUUUCACCUUUGCUUGUCAAGCAGGAACAGAACCUGUAUAUUCACACUAAGUGCAUUUGUUAUAUAGACUGUUAAUACCAUGCACUGAUCAAUUUUACAUUUUUUUGUAUUAUAGAAGGAUUGUUCCAGGAACCUCGUAAUUUAUUUUAAAGGUCCUGUGUUUUUUUUUUUUUUUGUUUUUUUUUUUUUUUAAACAAACAUUUGUACUGUACAGAAAGGUACUGUUUUUGUAUUCCUCAUGUUAUUGGUUAGUUACUUGUUCUUUUAUGUAAUCCAGAGGAUUAAAAGGUUUUACAGUGUGGUUGAAAGGUUAUACAGUGUGGCCCAAAAAUCUGGAUCCAUAACUAGUAAUGUAUUUAAAGGUAUAAAUUGGAGCGAAGGUUCAAAUUGAUCGCCUCUGACUUCGUGGCACUUGUGUAUACGCUGAAUACAAGGAACUCUUUUUAAUGUUCGGGUAUGAUGUUACAGCAGUGACUGCCGAGUACAGAUGACUCCAACGUAAAAAGGCAAGUGGUGGUUAUGUCUGAUUUUAUUCAACCCUCAGGUUGUUGGUCGCUGAUCCAUCUUUAAUCUGGAACAAAAAGAAAUAUCAAAUUUGAUGUUAGGAAAAAUAUCUAGGGAUGCAGACGUUUUGGCCAUGCUGUAUACAUGACUAGACGUCACUGGUGAUAAAACAUCAGCUCAAGUGCCUGUAAGAUGAAGGAUAGCCUUAGUACACACUGAAAGCUGUGUCUUUUUUCUGGUUUCUUUGUUUUUAUAAAUUUUGAUUUUCUUUCAAGUUACUGUUACAGAUAUACACGUGUUGGUUUUGAUACAAAUGUGGAAAAAAAUUACAAAAAAAUUGUGAGCCACAGAAAAUAGCAUCAUUAUAUGCUAAUAUAAUAAAGGUUCACCUUUUACAAAGA